ACAGUCCCCGCCGGGAGGAGCCCCGGGACCCGAGGGAGCCGCGCCGCCCGGCCCCGCCGCCUGCCGAGAGCCCGCGGAGCCGCGCGCUGCCCGCCCGGGAGGAGGGCGCCCGAGGAGCGAGGAGGGCGGGCGGGAGGCGGGCGGCGCGCAGGAGGCUGAGCGAGCGGCGGGCGCGGCGGGCCAGGAUGGAUUUCCAGCAGCUGGCUGACGUUGCGGAGAAAUGGUGCUCCAACACGCCCUUCGAGCUCAUCGCCACCGAGGAGACCGAGCGCCGGAUGGAUUUCUACGCCGACCCCGGCGUCUCCUUCUACGUGCUGUGUCCGGACAACGGCUGCGGGGACAAUUUUCACGUGUGGAGCGAGAGCGAGGACUGCCUGCCUUUCUUGCAGCUAGCACAGGAUUACAUCUCCUCCUGCGGCAAGAAGACGCUCCACGAAGUCUUGGAAAAAGUCUUCAAGUCGUUCAGACCUUUACUGGGGCUUCCGGAUGCAGAUGAUGAUGCGUUUGAAGAGUACAGUGCAGACGUGGAAGAGGAGGAGCCAGAGGCGGACCACCCCCAAAUGGGGGUCAGUCAGCAGUAACCUUGCAAGGGCUCCCGUCUAAGAAGGAGAGUGAACCCCCUGGUACCUGAGGUGGGGUCGCGUGCUCCUGGGUUAGCAUUUUGCAUUAGCACUUCGAAACAGGACAUCUGACUCCCAGCAUCCAAAUUAGAACUAAGUACCUUUUUAUUGACCACAAAAUAUCUGGGAUGAGCUUUGCUCAGAAGUGACCUGAAUUUUACUCCCGUUUCAGUGGGUUUCUAUGGGGUUGUCUCGGUAGCCUUUGCCAUUUUGAAUUUAGAGUCCCAUUUUGUGGCUGACUGUUCUCUCUUGAGCUUGUGUCGGAGAACUACCAUUCGCUGACUCGAAUGUAGAGAACUCUGAAUGUAUUAAGGAUAUGUUUUGAGUCCUCACAGGUGACAUUAUGGAGGGAAAGCAUGACAGAGAAGAAAUGCAGUCUGCACUUUUUACGUACUUUUUAAGUGUCCGUAAGUGAAGGAAUUUGCUUAUGAAGCAUGGGUUUUAAUAUCUAGUCAUUAAACUGCACAAGUGCAAAUACAAGGGCAGGAAAGGAUAAUCACUUAGCUUUGGAUGAAGAGGGGAAGAGAGGCAGAGAAGCCUUUGUCGAAGUGUCCUGCCGUUACUGAGUUACCUGGAUAGAUAGCAACUGGUUCAUGGUUAGUAGAAACAUUACUUGCAUGUUCGGUUAUUUUAAAACAUGCUAAUUCCAAAGCCACUUUUACAAUCCAAGAGUGGCAAAUAUAAAUGGGGUGACAUAAAUUAUUGAUUUCUUUAAAAUGUUUAUAAACCGUCCCACAUAUGAAAUGAAACAUUUACGUUCUCUCUUUAUAACCAGAUGGCAACUUGUUAAAUCAUGAAAACAUUCAGAAUCCAAGUGCCACUUAAACUUUGAAGCCAUAGAUAAAUUUAAUGGGGAAAUAAACCAGGAUAAAAUUUUUUAAAAAUAUGAUGUAAUCCUUCUUUACUUUUUUAAUUUGUCUUUUGUUCCUUAAAAAAAAAAAAGGUCAAGAAAAGGAUCCCCCACUGUAUAAUUUAUUGAAAAAAUUGUCAAGUGCUUCGAGGGAUCUAACUGCAGUGAAUUUUUAAAGCGAUAUGAAAGUGGAAAUCUUUCAGCCGUGGGUUAGCUUGGUUCAAAGGGGGAAGUUUCAGUGAUCCAAAAAAACUAAGACAACUCACAGAAACAGCUACUUAAUAAUUGGAAACACUGCUGUCAUCACUUAGCCAACAAAUACUUCUAGGGGACAUCCUUUGUAAUGCUAACGUGAAAUUAUUUAAAGUGUUCAUUUUCUUGGACCCUUCUGGAUCUCUCAGAGCAGAAUGCCUCCUUCACAACCCUUGACUAAAUGUAGCAUCUGGGGUGGGAAUCUUUUUAAUGUGCAUACACACGUUAGGUUAUCAUAGUUUGGGACUUAAAAAAAAAACAGCAGCAGCAGAGAGCACAGUGUUUCUGGGAGUCUUGUGUAUCUUCUAGGCAUAUCAGUAUUAACCUGAUUAUCUCACCAUUCUCUGUCUAAUUGAUUGGUGCCAUGAAGAGCGCGGCUGCUUGCGGUGAAACAGCGUCCUGCAGUUUUAAGUCAUGGGCUAACACAAUACGGUGGUUUCCAUCCAUGCUUCAGUACCACGUUUUUCUUUUCUUGGAGCAACCCAGGUGAAUUUCAAGUGAAAAUGACUUUGCUUCCCAGUAGCCCAUUCCCACAGCAAACCUCGGUGUCCCAUCCAGUGGGGUGAGCACCCGGCCCCGAGCGCAGGUUCAAGGUGCGCUGUGUUCUGUAGCUGGCACUCAAGUGUGGUAACCUCUGCUUUAACACAAUAGGCCGAAAGAAUGACCUCCUGCCACUGAAAUGAAGAAGCUUGACUAGCUUGCUCCAUUUGAAGGUAACCUGGAAUUUUAUACAUAGAGGCUGAAAAGCUAGAUUACGUGUGUUUGCAAAUGGAACGGAUGUUGGUAUGAAGACGCGUUUUAUGAAAAAAGUGUUUAGGCUUUGACCAAAUGCAUUUGGGCGUAUUAUCAUGUUCACGUUCUGCUCGUAAAACCUGAACUGAGAUCCACUCAGCCUUUCGGUGGGCGGAGGAGAGAUCUCGUCUGUGUUCUGUCCCAGGGGCUGAGGAUCACGGUACUGUAUGUUACUUAUUUUCAUGGCAAAAAUCCCAGAAGGCAUUAGCGAAUGGAGCCGUUUCCUCUAAAACUUCCUUUUUAUUCUGAUCGGGCGCCUCCCCGCCAGCACCUGCUGCCACACGGGCCCGUGCGCACGCUCACGCCCACCUGGCCCGUGUUCCGUGCGGGGUCGUGUGUGCGGGUCAGAGCCGCCUGGUGCCGAGCUCUCCGGGUCGGCAGCGUUGUUAUGCAGGCGGUGCCCUGGUUUGACAGGUCCCUGACUUUCACAGACACACAAACCCUUACGAAGAAGGCCGGGGGGCGCCGUGGGAGGAGUUAGGAGAGAGACCUGGGUUCUAGGCCUGGCUCUGCCGGGGACCGCGUGACCCUGGGCAAGUCCCCUAACUCGCCUGAAACAACGGGUGUCGGCCCUUCUUGCUUUAACCGCUGUCAUUCCACAGUUGCCCUGUGAUGUGCGUGUGUACGCAGAGCAGCUCGAGCAAAGUUCCAUCAAGGAAACUUUUUUUUAGGGAAAUAAGAACUAGAUUUGGAAUCUUGCCGAGAUGCUGUCCUGAGGACGCUGGCCACAGGGCUGCCUUAGCAUAUGUUUCUGUUCAUCCGUGAGUGUCCAGACCCCCUGGAGCCUGAGGGGCUGAUGGCUUCCCAUUCCUUAGACGAGGACAAGGUCAGGCGUCAGGUACAGAAACGUGCCCCAGAUGUGCAGGCUGUGUCUGCGGAAGGCAGGGCUUUUCCCUGGGCCCUGGCAGACUGUGGCUUUGGAAGUAGAGUAGGUUUUAACAUAACCAGGAGGGGAGAAUUUGCAUGCAGAGCUGGGAGAAAGGGAAAGAGCAGUACUUGGACUUUUUUGCCAUGUCAUCCAGUAGAGAGGAAGAAAAGUGAGAGAGAGAAAGAAAGAGAGAUUGUGUGUGCACGAGCGUGUGAGCGUGUGUGUGCGCCUUGGGGGGAUUGACGGCCUGUUGAUCACUGUGGGCCAGCUGUGAAGUCCUGCCUGUGAUAACCUUACGAAAUCUUGAGAUCCAGGCUUUGAGUGAUUCAGAGACGUUUUUCCUACCGUGGCCUAGUCACUGUCUCUGCCUGACAGUCAUCCUGAGCACACUUUGCACCCUUCAGGGAACCGGAGGAUGAGUUAGGGAGCCGGGGUGGGAGGUGGGACCCCACACGAUGCCUGCCCCCACCCAGGUUCAGUUAUGCCCACGUCUCCCAGACUCAUAGCAGCACAUAGGACUUUGGUUUGUUUGUUUUUGUUUUUUUUUAAAUAUGACUCAAAUAUGAAAAGUCUCUUAUUUAGGAAUUCUCCUUGUGUCCGGUGCCAGAAUUAGCUUUCCAGGGUCCUUAAGUGAAAAAUCUCUCUCCUCUCGUAGCUACCGUCAUUUUUCAUGGACAAAUGGAAACCUUUCCUCCAGCACAACUACAUCUCUAGAUAUUGUGUCUGUCUCAUAAGAGCACAAAGUGUAUGGACCUAGGGGAGCUGCGCUUCCAGAGCAUCGUCGGAAUUUAUGUUUUAGAAACCUACCUUGCAUAUUAAAAUUCACAAGUUGGGAAAUUGGUAUGAACAAAUCUGAUUUCCCACGGUUCGAGAGGCACAUUAGGAAUAGGCAGGACUUAAUCUGGGGUGGGAGGAAAGGAGUAAGGGAGAAGGGGAGAGUUAGGGUCUAAUUCUUUUAAAAAAAGAGAAAAAAGAAAAAGCCAGAAGACAGGUAUCACGUAAGGUACAGGAGAACUGUUUUCGUGGCUAUCCCACUAGGAGGUGGCUUUGCUCAAAGGGACUGCCUGCAUGUUGAGAGGCAAGACCCAUGUCGGGGAUGACUUUGUGGCUUUACGGAUACCCCGCAGCCAAGGAGACAGCAGGUGUCCUGCAAAUCUGGUGGAGGUUUCCUCAGUAAACCAGCUGCCAGCCAGAGAAGCCCGUCUUCCCAAAGUGCUAACACACCUGUGGGCUCCAGUCACCUUGGGCAGCCCGUGAGCCAGAUGUGACCCACACGUGCUUGCUCUCAGCGUGGAGGAGGCCGUGGGUCAGGAAUGCCCCCCACCCCCAGGCCUGGAGAGCAGGGCCCACGUACCCCACGGUGCUUCAGGUUGUAGAAAGAACACAAUUAAAACGGCAGCCGGGGGAUCCCUGGGCGGCUCAGCGGUCUGGCUCCUGCCUUUGGCCCAGGGCAUGAUCCUGGAGUCCCGGGAUCGAGUCCCACGUCAGGCUCCCGGCACGGAGCCUGCUUCUCCCUCCUCCUGUGUCUCUGCGCCUCUCUCUCUCUCUGUCUGUCAUAAAUAAAUCUUUAAAAAAAAAAAACGGCAGCGGAUCGCAGAUCCCUCUUCCCUAUAGCGAGUGUUAACCCCAAAGAGGUGCCACUGCCUAUUACUCAGUCUUCAGAUUACCAGAGAAGCCUAACGUGUUUUGUUUUGUUUUGUUUUGUUUUUUAAUGAAACACUAAUCCUCUUCCACAAAGAUCCAGUUAGUUAUCUCCGUUUGGGGACACCAGGUAUGACAUGAUAGGCUGAAGUCCUUUGGAUUUUACACAGAAUACCGAGAACUUGCCAGGAUGCCAGUAGCCUCUGGUGUUCAUGGCAACGUGGUGUCCAUGGUAAAAUAGCUAUGCUCACAUUCCCCUGGGAUUAAGUUGUUAAAUAAUAUGUUGUCUCUGAUAUUUUUAUUUAAAUUUGUAUUACCAAAAUAGAGGGCCCAUGAGCAUCACCUGUUAGAAACCUCGUUUAAAGCACCGUGUGGCUGGAUAGACCCGGGCAGUUGAAAGCGUGCGCCAAGCCACAUAAAAAUAAACAAUUUACUGAGAACUGUAUUCCAGUUAUUCAGUAUCGAGAAAGCAGAUAGUCUGUUCUUUGUCAAACUGCCUUUCCCUGUUGUUUUCUUUUGUUUUCGUUUCUGAAGGGUCGUUUUUUUACUCUGAGUACCUUCUGAUAGCCAGGCGGGUAAAGACACAGCAGUACUGUGUACACACGUCACCUCUUCAGAGGAGAAGGCAAAUGAUCAAUUCUAGGGAAAAUCGGAAACGAUCCGUGAGCCAGUCUUCAUCUGUGUGUGAGAGCAGAGCUUAGCCAUCUACGGGAGAAACAAAAUCAAGGAACGGUUUUGGGGUUCUUUUUCCUUAGGCAAAAAUGUUUCAUGCAGGGUGUGUAUGUUUUCUUUGCCUUUAUAUUUCCUUUCCUAGAAAUCUCUUGUAAAUGACAAAACUGUGAAAUGGGUUGCCAAAAAAUUGUUGCCCUUUGUUUUAGAUGCCACAAGCAGUGUAAAUCCCAAACGGAACCCUGUCCAGUCUGCUCCUUCCUCCCUCCCCAGAGAGUGAGGAUCUCAUCCGCCAAUGUAAUUACCAUACGCUUGCUAUUAAAGAGCCUUCCAAACUA
This is a messenger RNA of Nyctereutes procyonoides (raccoon dog), 6030 nucleotides long. It is a transcript of the gene MTURN, whose product is annotated as maturin, neural progenitor differentiation regulator homolog. The coding region runs from base 186 to 581 and encodes 131 amino acids. The transcript is spliced from 3 exons. The record is from RefSeq and is a predicted model, not a curated record. Gene Ontology annotation, biological process: regulation of signaling; positive regulation of megakaryocyte differentiation. Lineage: Eukaryota; Metazoa; Chordata; Mammalia; Carnivora; Canidae. Gene Ontology annotation, cellular component: cytoplasm.